CAUUGUUCAUAAGUUUCCAGGCAUUCAUCAGUCGACUAAAUGGAUCAACGGGUAGCGAUCAUCGGAGCCGGAGCAAGUGGUCUGCUUGCCUGCAAGUAUACAAAAGAGAGAGGAUUUAGUCCUGUGGUGUUUGAAGCUGAAGACCGCAUUGGUGGAAUUUGGAAUCAUACCAUAAAGUCCACAAAACUUCAAACCCCAAAACAAACCUACCAGUUCUUUGAUUUCCCUUGGCCUAGUUCAGUGAAAGAAAUGUUUCCUACUCACACUCAAGUGAAGGAAUAUUUUGAAUCUUACGCUCAGCACUUCGACAUCUAUCAUUACAUCAGAUUUAACUCACAAGUCAUUAGCAUAGAUUAUGAUGGAGUUUCCCAAGACGAGAUGGAGAUGUGGGAUCUAUGGAGUGGGACCAGUAAGGCCUUUUCCCCUAAAGGGAAGUGGCUUGUUGAAGUGCAGGACACCAAGACAUGCUCCAGAGAGGUUUACAAAUUUGAGUUUGUUAUUCUUUGCAUCGGACGAUUUUGUGGCCUUCCAAACAUUCCAGAAUUCCCAGUAAAUCAAGGCCCAGAAGUGUUCAAUGGUAAGGUGCUGCAUUCCAUGGACUACUCUGCUAUGGACGAGGAAAGUGCAGAUAAAUUGAUUAAGGGAAAGAGGGUUACAGUCAUUGGUUCUCAGAAAUCUGCUGUAGACAUUACAGUAGAAUGUGCAGAUGCAAAUGGAGUCGAGCACCCUUGCACGAUGAUUCGAAGAACUGAUCAUUGGUUGCUUCCUACUGCCCAUUUCUUGGGAGUCCAUCUUGGUUACUUAUACUUCAAUCGAUUCGCUGAGCUUUUGGUGCAUAAACCUGGCCAAUCCUUUCUGCACACUCUUUUGGCCACCUUGCUCUCACCACUGAGAUGGGUUAUCUCAAAAUUUGUCGAGAGUUAUCUUAUGGGGAAACUCCCACUGAAGAAGCAUGGAAUGAUACCGGAACACAGCUUUUCUCGGGAUCUCUCUUCAUGCCAGAUAGGGGGGUUGCCCGAAAAUUUCUAUGACAAAGUGGAAGAAGGAAGCAUCAUAUUGAAGAAAUCACAGAAAUUCAGCUUCUGCAGAAAGGGUUUGAUCAUUGAUGGAGAAACUCAACCACUAGAAACUGAUGUUGUGAUACUUGCUACGGGAUACAACAGUGAUCAGAAACUCAGUAACAUCUUCAAAUCUCACAUCUUUCAGAAAUCUAAAAUGGUGUCACCAAACUAUUCUGUUUCCCUCUACAGGCAAAUAAUCCAUCCUAGAAUUCCACAACUUGCAAUAAUAGGAUUCGCAGGCCUCACGAAUCUGGGUUUCUCUGAGAUCAAAUGUCAAUGGCUAGUCCAUUUUCUUGAUGGAACUAUUGAAUUGCCAAGAAUAAGAGAGAUGGAAAAGGACGUCGCAUUAUGGGAAAACCACAUGAAAAAAUAUUCUGGCAGAUACUUCUGGAGAGGAUGCAAUGGCAUUGGCAUAUGGUACAAUGAUCAAAUCUGCAAAGAUAUAGGCUGCGAAUCAAGAAGAAAGAAGGGAUUUCUUGCAGAACUGUUUGAACCAUAUAGCGCAAGCGAUUAUGCAGGCCUUGGUCGCAAGAAAUGAUGAGCAUGAAGCCUUGUUGAUGGUGCAUGGAGAUUCCAUAAGCAUAAUACAAAGUGUCUUUCCAAGUGCAAAGAUCUGUGUUGCAAAUCCAGAAGAAAGAAGGGAUUUUUUGCAGAGUUGUUUGAACCAUAGAUUGCAAUGAAUUAUGCAGGUCUAAGUUGUAAGAAAUGAAAAUUUUGUUGGAAUAUCUUCCUCAAGGAGACGAGUCUUCUUGGAAGUAUGCACAUUAUAUAAGCAAGAAUGCAACAAAGAAAUUUGGUGGUUUCUUAUUCAAA
This is a messenger RNA of Tripterygium wilfordii, 1874 nucleotides long. RefSeq names its product probable flavin-containing monooxygenase 1. Gene Ontology annotation, molecular function: flavin adenine dinucleotide binding; NADP binding; N,N-dimethylaniline monooxygenase activity. Bases 40 to 1599 code for a protein of 519 amino acids. The transcript is spliced from 5 exons. NCBI's taxonomy places the organism in Eukaryota, Viridiplantae, Streptophyta, Magnoliopsida, Celastrales, Celastraceae. The record is from RefSeq and is a predicted model, not a curated record.